Drosophila sechellia is the source of this 502-nucleotide messenger RNA. RefSeq names its product Seminal fluid protein 36F (gene Sfp36F). Lineage: Eukaryota; Metazoa; Arthropoda; Insecta; Diptera; Drosophilidae. The record is from RefSeq and is a predicted model, not a curated record. Bases 137 to 244 code for a protein of 35 amino acids. The transcript is spliced from 2 exons.
CAAAGAUACUAAACCAAAGAUUUGUUGCGCUUAGCGUGACUAAAAAAAUUUAUCGACCCUUAUGUAGCGAGUCUUUAAAAGCCUUUAACUAGUCUAUUAAGCUUUUAUAACCAACACUUCUCAACGUCCAAGCAAAAUGUGUAUCCGAGUCACUUUAAUCGUUCUGGCAAUCUUUUUGUUCGUAAAAAAAACUCCACAUAAUACUGAAAAAUGUAGUCCUUUGAAUUGUAUAAAUGACGGUUAACUAUAUUAUGACAAUAUACGACCUACACUUUUACAAGAAUGUAAUCUUCAAAGCAACAGAAAAGCUAAAUUAAACAAAGCACAUCCCCUAAUAUUGUAGUUAAAUGUAUAGAUAAUAUUCUGAUCUCUAAUUUCUGAUAUUGUAGUUAAUUGUAAAGGCAAUAGUCUGAUUAAGAAAUUUAAAAAGUCCUCGCAUUGCUUACCUUAAAAAAUAAAAUCUAACUUUGUAUUGCCUCAUUACCAAGGCAUUUGCAACAAG